This is a messenger RNA of Amoebophrya sp. A120, 4772 nucleotides long. NCBI's taxonomy places the organism in Eukaryota, Dinophyceae, Syndiniales, Amoebophryaceae. The record is from the annotation of a GenBank genome assembly.
GAUUAACUGCACCGGUGCGCGAAGCCGCAUCGGUGUGCGGCGAGCCAGUAGCCUUGCCCAUGAACCAAUGAAGAAGAAUAACUGCGCGGGGCUUUCCGUGCACCGGAAAAAAACCGGCCGGGCGUGAUCUCUCGACACUAGUGCGGCUCGGCCUCCGCCCUCGCGAUGGAUCGGGACGCGAGCAGCUGGCGCGACGCGAUUCGCCGCUGCAAGGAGGUCCCACAGCUCGUGCAACGGCACAAAGCGACGACUUGCCGGGCAACCGGCGCUGAGUCAUCAAAUCGGGACCGCGACACACGGGGCAGUUUUCCUCCCGCGCAGCAGCUGACGCCGCAGAAGUUUGUUCUUCAAGUACCCGACUCAAGUACUACAACAACGGCCGCAACUGGACCAAAUGCAGGAGCACCCGGACAACUGGACUCGCAAAACAAACUGAAGCGCACCCUGACCCUCUUCGACCUCGUGGGCUUCGGUCUCGGAUGUACCAUUGGCGCCGGGAUUUUCGUGUCCCUCGGCGUGGCGGCGAAGUUGACCGGCGUGAAGUCCGUGUUUCUCUCCUUCGUCGUGGCGGCGCUGGGCUGUCUCGGCAGCGGCCUGUCCUACGCGGAGAUGGCCACACGGAUUCCGACGGCGGGCAGCGCGUAUUCCUACGUGUACGCCGUGUUCGGCGAAUACGCGGCGUUCCAAACCGGCGGGCUCAUCGUCCUCGGCAACAUCGUGAGCACCGCGGCGGUGGCGCGGUCGUUCACAAACUACCUGAAAAGACUGUUGGUCGACACCCUUUUAGAAGCACCAUCUUCAGCACCGCGUAGUAGUUACGUUGCACCAGGAGGCAGUCAGAGGACUACUAGUCCUACAAUGGUUGGGCAAACGACCGGAACACCAGCCAUAACGUCGAAGAGCAGUAAAAAUUUUGUGGAACACUACCCCUGGCUCUUCGAUCACCCGGUCUCAACAACAGACGGCUACGACACGGGACUCUCCCUCUCCCUGAUCUCCUAUGACCUGCUCAAGCGUUACAAUCUCAAACGUUACAAUAGAGUCUGGAUUUUGCAUUGCGUGACGAGCAUGUGCAUGACAGACUCGGACAGCAUUCCGCUUUCUGCAAUACAAAUUUCGCCAGAUUGUAGUUCGGUUUGGGACUCCGGAACUUGUCAUGCGCAAUCCUGUGGGAGUGGGGUAGAUCAUGCACUUGCAUCACAGAUUUCCAUAUUCUAUUGUAACGCUUGAGGUUGUAACACCGGAGCAGGUUAUAUCUCCUGCUUGCUGAUUCUAAUUCUUGGGGUGAUCAAUCUGAAAGGCGUACCGGCGGCUUUCAACGGUGUCGUGCAGAUUUUCAACAUCGGCAUCGUCUUCUUCUUCAUUUGCGCCGGGGCGCUCCUGUGCUUCACUCAUCCGCUGGUGGAUAGUACCGGGUCGACGUCGGCGGGUCGCGAGGCAGUUGUUCCGACGACGAGCACGAUGAAUGUUGGUGGGCGGCCAACUACGUCAGGUAGCAUUCCGUCAGCAACACCUGCGUCGAGUUCCUAUCACAACUUCAACCUACCGGCCUCUGCGGCGCGGUACCGGGAAGACAAAAACGAGAGCCGCAGCAAGGGGACAAACAAAAAUAGUGGAGAAAGCGAUAGAGUCGAGGGGUCGAUGCUACCGAAGGAAAAGCCUAUGCCAAAAAGCCCGAAGGACUUGCCGGGAAGAAAGCUAAGAAAACUUCUGUUGGGUCGUGGACCGGCGAAAAUAAAUAGCCGGCGAGAACAAUCAGCAUCAUCCGCACCACUACAACCGUCCGCAACAAGAAAAAUUUCCUCGUCGACACGAGAAACAGCAAAACCCCAACCCGAAGAAGAGCCUUUCCUGAAGAACGGGUUUCGCGGGGUCUUACGCGGCGCGUCGCUGGUGUUUUUCGCCUUUCUCGGAUUCGACAUGGUGACCACUUUAGCCGAAGAAGCGAUCAAUCCGAACCGGGUAAUCCCGAACGCCAUCGUACUGACCAUCUUCGUUUCCUGCACCCUCUACGUCUCCGUCUCCCUCGUUUUCGCCUCCAUGGUGCAAACCAACGAGAACGUGGACACCAAGGCGCCCCUCGCCCACGCGUUUCGCCUCCGGGGGGCGCCGCAAGUGAUCACCAGCGUGAUCUCGGUUGGCGCACUGGGCAACACCUUGUCGACGGUGCUGGCCUGCAUCGUGGCGAACCCGCGAAUUUUAUACCGGAUGGCGGAGGACGGGCUGAUACCCGGGAAGUUUGGUCUAAGAAGCGGAGGAGCAAAUGGUGACAGCAAUACCGACGAAAACGAGGGAACGGUUCCCAGAUUCGCGGUCAUCUUCUCGACCGUAAUCGCCGCGGUGUUUGGCGGAUUUUUAGAAUUCGAGCUCCUCGCGGACUUCGUGUCGCUCGGCGCGUUGGUCGGGUUCACGCUGGUAUCAAAUGCAAAAGUGUCUCGGUCUGGAACAAAGCAACUUGUCAUGCUAAAUCUGAAUCAUGUAAAAUUGAUUCUGUGUUGCAUGAUUACCAAAAGCUGUGCACUUUUGACCUAAUCGAGAGGCAGUUUCUCAUGCAGGAUAGGCAUAAUAGAACUCUCACAGAAUCUGUCAUGCCAUGUCCUGCAUGCCAGACCUCAUGGGCCAUGGAAAACCUGCAUGACAAGUCUGGCACUCUUCCAGACCCAGACACUUUUGCAGUUGGUAGCUGGUCGCCGCGGGAGCGGUGGAGCUGCGGUUCCGGUUUGAAAGGACGAGAAUUGUGGACGAUAGUAACGCGGCGGCUUUGAUGGCGGUAGGUGACCACAGAAGUAGAUCCGCGACGGGGACCCGGCGCGGCUUUUCACCGAGCAGUACUAGCAAAACCACGGAGCUUAUCAAAUGUAAAAAUGUCUGGGUCUGGAAGAAUGCAUGUUUGUCAUGCUUGUCUGGCAUGACUCUUAAAUCUGUCAUGCACGUUGCCCCAGAGCCGCACUUUUCUGUCAUGCGACGAAGCGAUUUGUCAUGCAGAAUAAGCAACACCUACAAGCUCAGAAGUUUGUCAUGCUGAGCCAGCACUUGUGGCCUCCUCAUGCUACGCCACUCAGCAUCACAAGUUUCCAGACCCAGACAUUUUUACAUUUGAUAGAGCUCGAACUCGUCACCGCGGUGGGUGCAGCCUCACCGAAGCAGGACGGGACGGGAGGGGCGGUUAGCAUGGAGGAGCAGGCACUACCAGGAGGAGGAGUUCAAGACCUCUCGAGGACGGGUGAAGCCGCAGCAGACAUCUCUUCCGGCUGCGACGGGGACUCUGAUUUCGAGACCGUGACAGCAGAGGAAAGUCUUGGCACCAACCCGGACACCUGCAUUCCGUCGCUGCUAGCGAUCAUCACGGGAGGCCUGUUGCUCUCGCACGCCUAUUACGUGAUGAAAAACAACAAAGGAGCUUCCAAUCUAUUCGUCUUUUGCGCUGGUUUUGUCAUUCUCCUGCUCGGCGUUGUCGUUUUGGUCUACAAAUGGCACUUCUGCACGGUGUCCACGCGGAUAGAACAGGACAGAAGUAGAGACGACUCAAGCAGCUUGCUCUCUACUUCGGAGCAACUCGAAAAAUCUUCUUCUUCUUCUCCUUACUACAUGAGCGGCAAAAAUGGAACCGCGCAUCAUCAACCCGACGCACCGUCUAUUAUCGGAAGGAGCACAAACCCGCUGUACCAGACGCCGCCGACUACAAGGCAAAAGCUGGAGCACAAGAUAAGAACGCAGCGGAUCAAUAUGAGAGUGCGCAACCCCCCCCCCCUCCCCCUCAUUUGUCAUGCAAAAUGCCUAACUCACUCCUGGGCCGCGUUUGGCACUGUUUGCAUGGCAAAUUCUGGCAGCCCAAAUAGCACCACACGCCUGUGCAAAUUUGUCAUGCAAAACCUGUAUUCUUGCUGACGCUUGUAUUGCUGGUCAUGCAAUACAAAUGAGGGGGGGGGAGUUGUGCACUUUCAUAAUCAAACAGGAGGAAGAGCUGCAGACCAAGUUUCGCAUUCCCUUCAUGCCCUUUCCCGCGCUGGUGUCGAUCCUCUGUAACUGCUACCUGAUUUGUAUGGAAGUGUCAGAAUCGAAAUCGAGAAAAUCGAAAAAUUUGUGAUGCACAAAAUCGAUGCCAGUCGGAGCCUCAGUUUCCAAGUGGCGCAUGACAAAUUUCGGGACCACCAAAAUCCAGUCUGUCAUGCUGUUUGGGCAAAGCAGACUGCUCCUGUCAUCCUACUCUGGCAACACAUUGCAUACCCCUAAACAGGCUUACAAUCGGUCUCAUUUGCCUGCUCCCCAAUACAGGCGUCGCGUGCCCUAUAUUUUAUGCACCACAAAUUUUUCGAUUUUGUCGAUUUCGAUCCUGACACAUCCAUAAUUUGCGGUUUGCCGAGCCACGCGCUGAUGCAGGGAUUGGUUUUUGCGGUUCUCGCGUCGAUCCUCUUUUUUUCUUACUCCCGGCACCAUUCGAAACUGGCGAUGAGCCGGCGGAAUCAGUCGACGCCGGCUACGACGACGGGAGAGGCACUUGAGGGAUUUGGCCGAAGUAGAGACGGAGCUACCGGUAGUGGUGGUUUUCUUGCAGAUGAGGAUGUGUUUGUGAUAGAGGAGAAUGAGGAAGAUGCCGGUGAAAUAAAAGCACGGACAUCACCAGGGCCGCACUCUGGAUCGUUCAGUACUCUGAGCACAAAGAAGAAGAACAGGACAGGAACGCCCGCUGAGUGAGAUGAAGUUGUGUGAUGCGUAAAAUUUGCCUUGCGAGUUCUUGUUGUCACGUCACCUGAAAGAAAUCGAGUGAAGAU